Messenger RNA from Neodiprion virginianus, 1978 nucleotides. Its product is annotated as tubulin polyglutamylase ttll-4-like. Gene Ontology annotation, biological process: protein polyglutamylation; microtubule cytoskeleton organization. The transcript is spliced from 2 exons. The record is from RefSeq and is a predicted model, not a curated record. NCBI's taxonomy places the organism in Eukaryota, Metazoa, Arthropoda, Insecta, Hymenoptera, Diprionidae. Bases 1201 to 1815 code for a protein of 204 amino acids. Gene Ontology annotation, cellular component: cilium. Gene Ontology annotation, molecular function: tubulin binding; tubulin-glutamic acid ligase activity.
ACAUCUGAAAGAGAAUCUUAAGAGUUUUGCACGCAUGGAGUGAAAUCUACAAGUAUAAAGUAUCACAUGUAUAACACAUAAAUAACACGUAAGAAAUCCUUGUAAAUGAUAAAAACCUAAUCGUAAACAAAAAAAUUCGAGCCAACCAGUUUCCUGCAGUAAUUAUAACCUGAUCGAUGAUGACAGACGUAGUAACAUGCACCAGCAGAUGUUGGAUAAUGCCGCAGUAUAUCCUUGACCACGCCAGGUGUAAAGAACACGGGGACGACAGGUAUUUGUACGUCGAAAUCAUAGAGCAAAGUGUGAUCUUGAAUCGGAAUUGGUAAAACUCUAAAAGCUCGCCCUUGAGGUGCAGUCUCUUUCCGUAGGUCGCGCCGUAUGUUAGAUUUUGCACCUUUGAUGCGAAAAAAAGAAGUGAGAUGCCGGGGAAUGUCACAAAGCACUUGAAGUUCAGCCUGGCGAAUCAAGAGUCCUGCAAUAUAGUGCGGUAAACUUUUCUCCGAUCGGGGUGUUCGUUGACAAAGAAAUUGUCGGACUGUUGUGGAACAUGGGAUAAGCGUUACAACAAGGCGUCGAGUCGGAGCAACGAUCUCAAGAGAUUUCAGAAGGUGAACAGGAUUCCAGGGACGUUGCAACUAUCGUGUAAAGACAAACUGUGGAGGCACGUUAACGUUAUGGCGGGUAAGUUCGGAAACAAGGCAUCCGGGUUUAUUCCCAAGACUUAUAUUCUCCCCGAAGAGAGUCGGCGACUUCGUCAGGUCUGGGAGGAAAAGCGUGGAAAAAAAUGGAUCGUAAAGCUACCGAAAGCCGAUCGAGGGGACGGAAUACGCGUGGUGAACGAGUGGUGGGAGAUACCGAAGUAUCGCUCGAUGGCUGUGCAGCGAUAUCUAUCGAAGCCGAGAUUAAUUCGUGGCCAAAAGUUCGACAUAAGGUUGUACGUCUUGAUUACCAGCUUCAAUCCGCUCAGGAUAAUAUCUGUACCGUGACGGCUUGGUCCGUUUUGCCACGGUGAGGUACGUCGACGGUGGAUAAUUACCUCACCGAGAGAUGCAUGCACCUCACGAACACGAACGUAAACAGGACAAACGCUGCAUACAGAGUACCUUUGUCGGUAGAUUCGCAAUCCGGACAUCUAUGGUCUCUGAAGACUCUCUGGAAGUACUUGGAGAAGAGCGAUGAUUCGGUCGACGUCAAUGGGAUAUGGAGCGAGAUGAAAGACAUGGUAGUGAAGACCGUUAUCUCCGGGGAACCAUCCGUCGAGAAAUCCGUCGGGAUUAUAAGCCCUGGCUAUUGGAGGUAAACCGCGGUCCUUCCAUGAGCAAUGACACGUCUGUCGAGUCUAACGUCAAAGGAUCCUUGUUGAGGGAUGCCCUGAACAUGGCUGGUUAUCAGCUACCGAACACCUUGUCAGUCACCGAUAUUCGGAACUUAUCGAGGAGUUAUCGACUCGGCCAAGUCUGUCACGAUUCACGAAUCUUUGAAGUGAAUAUCAGCGAGGAAGAAAGGCGGAAGCAAGCAUUCUUCGACCGCUGCAAAAAUACGGCGGACUAUCUGACCGCGAUCCUUGAAACUCUCACUCCUGACGACGCGAGGCGCCUAAUCACCUACGAAGAUGAGCUCGCGCAGAUCGGCGACUUCGAAAAACUCUUUCCAACCGCGACCAGCCACCUCUAUUUUCAAUAUUCCAACCCCCUGAGGUACUACAACAUGCUAUUUGACGUCUGGGAAACCAGGCACGGCAGCGGUAGGAAAAAUGAGAUUUUGAGGCUUCAGAGUUUGUGCAGAGAAAGGUAUCACUUGAUACUCGCAGGGUAGUCGACAAGUAUCGCAAUCGAGAAAUCCAGCUUCGGGACUUGGCGCACGAAUUAACGACCUUUCGCAAACUUUCAGUCGCACAGUGUGUGUAUUCAUUUAAUAGCAAUUAUUAUGCUGUGUAACCUGUUACGUAUAGUAAAUCUAGUGAUUUUCAAACCUCUCA